Molecule: messenger RNA, 1115 nt
Organism: Neopelma chrysocephalum (saffron-crested tyrant-manakin)
Lineage: Eukaryota; Metazoa; Chordata; Aves; Passeriformes; Pipridae
Product: cadherin EGF LAG seven-pass G-type receptor 2-like
Source: RefSeq, a predicted model, not a curated record
CAGCCCGCUAGGGAUGGGGGGACCCUUGACCUGGCCGGUGCUGGGGGGGGGCACCCAGUGGGUUUGGGGAGGGUCCCUGAUCCUGGCUCGGUGUUGCUGGGGGGCACCCAGUGGGUACAGUGGGUGUGGGGAGAGUCUCUCGUCCAGUCUGGGGUGCUGAGGGGGGGCACCCAGUGGGUUUGGGGGGACCCUGGCCCUGGCUCGGUGCUGCUGGGGGGCACCCACGGGGGGCCGGGGGGUCGUGGCCCUGCCCAUCCCACCAACCCCCUGCCUGCAGGUGCCGCCCUGGUGCCCCCGGGGUGCCCGUACUGGCCGGGGGAGUUCGUGACGACGGCGAGCGAGAGCGAGGGCGUGGCGGGCACCGAGGGGCUGCGGGUGCAGCCGGCGGGGGGGGCGGGGGGACCCCCCCGGGGAGACCCCCUCAGGCCCAACGGGGAGGCCCUGCCCAGGGAACCCCUGCUGCUGCCCCUGCCCCACCCACACAAAGGGAUCCUGAAGAAGAAGUGCCUGCCCCCCAUCAGCGAGCGGGGGGGCAGUGCCCAGCGCCCCGGGCCCCCCCCGCCACCCCCUGCGGGCACGGCCGCCUCGUCAGGCAGUGACGGGGGUCCCCCCCCGGCCCCCCGGGCCCGGCAGAGCCUUGAGGAGCAGCUGAGCGGCCUCACCCCCAUCGCCAUGAGCAUCCGCGCGGGCACCGCUGAUGAGGACUCCUCCGGCUCUGAGUGAGUGCCAGCGUGUGCCCGGGGUGCUCCUGGGUGCCCAUUGGGAGUCCUUGGGGUGCCUGGGUUGGUUUUGGGUGUCUGUGGUGUGCCAGGGUGGUUGUUGGGUGCCCAUGGGGUGCCACGGUACCUGUCAAGUGCCAGGACUCCCAUUGGGUGCCAGGGUGUCCAAGAGGUGCCCUUUGGGAGUCCAUCAGGUGUGAGGGUGGCUGUUGGGUGCCCAUCGGGGGGGUCUUUGGCUGCCAGGGUUACCUUUGGGCACCCACUGGGUGCGAGGGUGAUUUUUGGGUGCCCAUCAGGUGCCAGGGAUCCCACUGGGUGCCCAUUGGGUGCCACGUUGCCCAAGAGGCGCCCUUUGGGUGCCAGGGUUGCCUUUGGGCACCCACUGGGUUCAAGGGU